AUGGCGAAUAAUUUAGAAAAUAAACCUCAUUUAACAUUGUCGCGUUCUUCACUAUCGAUUGAAACAAUAGCGGAAGCUUCCCAACCAUGUGAAGCAUCAGAAGAAUAUGAUAACGAAUUAACCUUGACUGCAGAUAGUGAGCUAUAUAAAGCCGUUAGUGAAGUUCUAAAUUCGGGUCUUUAUCAGGAAACGUUUAAAAAAGGAUUUCCUGACGAAAGCAACAAUAAUCCACCCCAAGAGCCAGCACCUAAACAAGUGCCAAGAUGUGCAGAUUUCUGGUAUAAAUUACUUAAACCUAUCUUUGUUCGCAUAUCGACAAAAGCAACUUGGCCUAUGGCAAAGCAGGUUCUUAAGGCUGCUGUUGCUUACUGGCUUGCCUUUGUUAUUGACCUUACUGUCCCUGCUAUGCAGGAAUUAGGCCCUUAUACCUUCUUGGCGAUCGUAAUGAGCGCUGGUUGGGGAAUUGUCGGUGCUUGCUUAGCUACAUUAUGGUCUUUUUUAGGUAUUAAAAUAUCUCAAGCAAUACGUGGUGAUGAAAUAUUUAACAUUCCUGCUAUGUUAGUCAAUUUAUCUUUCUUGGCUAUUGGUACAUUUGUUUUAUCAUAUGAUAAGAUUAAAUGGCAACCUAUGCGUUAUGGUGCAAUUAAUGCUAUCAUAAUUAUGAGUUUUAGCCUAACAUUAUCUUAUGUUAAUCCUGCUAAUACAAAUCAAAUAUUGAAAAAUUUGCUUAUGCCGAUGUUAAUUGGUCCUGCUUGUUCAUUUGUGGUUAACAUAGCGUUAUGGCCAGAGAAUGCUACUACUAAUUACAUACCCUGUCUUCAUAAGACACUUCAAAAUUUUAUUGAUUUGCUUGAUCAAGAAACGCAUUUUUUCCUUCGUGAUCCGUACAAUAGGAAUACAAUUUCUGAACUUUAUCGAAAUUUACAAGAUAACAUUCUUAAUCUUGAUAUAGCAAAAAAAGAUGCUCAACAUGAAGUGUCAUAUUCAAAAAUUGGACCGGAAGACUUGUUAGAUAUUAAUAAAACUGUAAAAUCUUUGCAUUCGAUUUUAGAAGGAUUAGCAUUAAGUGGUGUAAUUGAAGAGGAAUUAAUGAAAGAUGGACAAGAAGGAAUAAUUGAGAUCAGAAUCGAAGAUAAAUGUGAUCAUGCUUCGAUUUUCGAUCAGGUAACGUUAACUACUUAUGCCGAUGAAUCUCCUUCUCCAUCAUCUGUCGCGACUGCAACGGGAAGUGAAGAGGAUUUAACAAAACUUCUGGAAAUUAUUCGACCUAUUUGUACCGAUCUUUCUGAAACGUGUCAAAUGUGUUUAGCUGAUUGCAUGGAACGUGUUGAACAUUUUAAACAUAAUUGUCAUGAUCCAUGGUAUCGAAAGAUAUGGCCUUUUAAUCUUAAAGCGACACCAAGCCACGUUCAAAAUAUAACUGAUGAUCCUUUGGAGCAGCUUCAUGCUGCUAUAGCUAAAUUUGAAAAUACGCGUGUUGAAGGUUUAGAUCGACUCUUUAGAGAUAAAGAAAUUAUAAGCCCUGUACCACAAAGAGUGUUACUUUUAAUACUUUUAUUUGAAAAAAGUCUUAAAACAUUUGCAGAAGAUUUGUGUUUUUUAAUCGGAACUAUAAAAAUAUUAGAAAUUCAAAGGCAAUCGAGAAAAUUUUGGCAUCCACCAAUACCAUUUUUCAAACGUACAAGAGAUGUAGGAGGAACAGAAGAAGAACAUUUAAAAUUUUUCGAAUCUAAUACUAGAGAAGAUGAAAAAGAAGAACUUGAAAAUGAAAUAUUAUUUGAUCCUGAUGUGACACAACCGACUACAUCAUGUCAACGAUUUUGGUAUAAACUAUGGAUAAUUAGAAACUGGUUUAAUACUAUAUAUGCUAAAUUUGCUAUGAAAAAUACAUUAGUAGUUACUGCAUUGUGUAUACCGGCAUUUUUACCGAAUUCAUAUGUAUGGUUUAAUUUUAAUCAUGGACAGUGGGCCAUCAUUAGUGCAGUUCUUUCUUUUUCACCUACUACUGGCGGAGCCGUUCUUCAAUUUUUUGGUCGUCUCCUCGGCUCAAUUACGGGAGCUACGAUGGCUAUAAUCACUUGGGAAAUUUCACAAGGAAAUGCCUAUGGUCUUGCUUGUUCACUUUUCAUAUUUUCAUUGCUUCUUUGGUUCAUAUAUUUGAAUGCAAAAGUAUGGACAGUUGGAGGAGUUAUUAUGUUAGUCAAUUUUGCUUUAGUCCUUGCAAAUGUUUAUCAAUCUCGUAAUGGAAUAGGUAAUACCAGUGAAACAAUUUAUAGCAUUGCAGCAAAGAGAACAUGUGCAGUAAGUGUUGGUAUUACAUCAGCUUUCAUUAUGAAUAUGACGCCUUGGCCGCAUACGGGAAGAGUUGAAGUUCGUAGACGUCUUGCACGUACAAUAUCUGAUAUAUGUGUUUUAUAUUCAAUGACAAUCUCAUCAUUGUUAAAGGCAAGACCAAAUUUAAGAGCAAAACCAUUCCGUAAACUAGUUAGCAAAAUAAAUCGAUCAAUAACUAUAGAAAGAUUAUUACUUUCACGUACAAAAUAUGAACCACCACUUCGUGGUAACUUUCCAAUCGAACGUUAUAGGCAGAUUAUAGACAUUGUAGAACAUAUGGUUUGCCUUGUCAGUGGAUUAGAUCAUAUAUUACAUGAACUUUAUGGAACUGAAUGGAAAACAGAAUUAGCAGAUGUAUUCAAUCCAGUCAAAUGUAAUUAUAUAACGCAUAUAUUAACAACAUUUCACAUAUUAUCGACUGCAUUGGAAAACAAAGUUCCUUUACCACCAUACAACAUAAUCGCAUCAGGAGAUACAAGGUAUGGAAGAGUUGGAUUAGGUAGUAAGUUAUCAGGAAAAAUUAGAAGAACAGCAUCAGAUUUAACAAAAGAAGACUUGGAAACACAAGCAUUUAUUUGCUAUUGUGCCUAUCUGAUAAAAACAAGCCAUCUUAUUAAUGAAAUGAUAAAACUAGUCAAUGUUAUUAAGCAUUUAGUUGGA
This is a messenger RNA of Dentiscutata heterogama, 2994 nucleotides long. Lineage: Eukaryota; Fungi; Glomeromycota; Glomeromycetes; Diversisporales; Gigasporaceae. The record is from the annotation of a GenBank genome assembly.